AUCAAGAUGACAUUUUUAGUAAAGAACACCAGAACAACCUAAGAAGUUUAAAAGGUGAAUCAGGUGGACAAAACUGGCAGUUUCAGAUGAUGACUCGAACCUCUUGUGUUUAGUGCAAAAUAACGUCCCUAAAUAACCUCCCACGCAUUCAAAUGAGGACCAAACAAGCGCGUUUUAAAGCAGUGAUGACAGAGGAUUUAAUCCGUGACGCGGGCUCGCGCGCAUCAAAAGAGUCGCGCGCAAUUGCGCGUGGGCUCCUCUCUUUAUGGCACGAGCCAUACAGGUAUAAAACCAGGCGACGCACGACUCAGAUUGCAGAAAAUUGGAGAAGUCGAGACCCACCGAGCAAGAAGGGCAAUCAAGACCUCAUUCAAGGAAGUAUGCAUCCAAACAUGAAAAUGUGGAUCGGUUGGGCAGCGUGUGCCUUCCUCUUGUUCGCCUGCUUGGGAACUCUUACGGAAGGGUAUCCAACAAAACCCGACAACCCGGGAGAGGACGCACCUGCGGAGGAGCUCGCCAAGUACUAUUCUGCGCUAAGACACUACAUCAACCUAAUAACAAGGCAGAGGUAUGGCAAAAGGUCCAGCGCUGACACCUUAAUAUCAGACCUUCUGAUUGGUGAAACAGAGUCCCACCCCCAGACCAGAUAUGAGGACCAUUUGGUGUGGUGAUCUCAGCAAUUGUGUUUACGCAGUCAUGUCCAUGUGUCAUCCUGUUAUACAGUCACCAAAUCUCAUCAAAUUGAAAUCUUCUGUAUCAUCAAGAUCAACAACUUGCUGUGAAGUACCACAGCCAUAAUCAGGAUAGUGAAAACACUGCAGAACAUUCAAAUAACACAUCAAAUCCUUAUGUCUGUACAUGUCUAUGUGAAAUGCAUACAUAUGGUUGCACUGGAUAUGGCCUUGUUGACGCGUGCUGUCUCUGGACUCACCGAAGGUCAAUCAGCUGUUCAACAAGACAAUUGUACAGAGACUUACUGUGUGUAUUUGUGUUGUGUCCAUUGUAAACCCAAAUAUCAAAAGAGAACAUUACUAACUGUACAGUAUAACAGUGCUAAUAAAGUUCACUAUAUUUGAAAGAGUC
Messenger RNA from Ctenopharyngodon idella (grass carp), 1083 nucleotides. It is a transcript of the gene npy, whose product is annotated as neuropeptide Y. The record is from RefSeq and is a predicted model, not a curated record. NCBI's taxonomy places the organism in Eukaryota, Metazoa, Chordata, Actinopteri, Cypriniformes, Xenocyprididae. Gene Ontology annotation, molecular function: neuropeptide hormone activity; neuropeptide Y receptor binding. Gene Ontology annotation, biological process: feeding behavior; neuropeptide signaling pathway. Bases 153 to 671 code for a protein of 172 amino acids. Gene Ontology annotation, cellular component: extracellular region. The transcript has 4 exons.